CCGUCCCCAUCUUUCGGCCUUCAUUCAUGUGAUUGGACUUCGUCGAAUCCGGCUGCAAAUGCCACGUAUACUUAAACUGGUUUAUAUGUCCCAGUGCCUCACGGGCGGGUUAAUGCUCCCGUUGCACCGAGUCGGUAAGCAGCCUGCAGUCGUGGAUGCCGUACCGUGGAGGCAUUUAUUCAUGUUAUUUACGUCAUUCUUCCUCUAAAAUCGCAGCUGUAUCUUGCGUCCCCAUCGGCGAGAUACCGUUCGACCUGCUGAGGCUACAUCUACACUACGCCGGAUAAAUCCGUAACUGAAGCUUUUUCUCUUCGUUUUUACCCUCUGUCCACACUAAAACGGUGUUUUCUUCCCCCGGAACCGGAGCUUUUCAGAAACACUUUUCAGGGGAGAGCAAAGAUAUUGUGGUCAGUGAAUGAACAUUCCAGUGACAAUGGCAGAACAGCCUCCACUAGAAACAGCAGUAAUAAAUGAAGUUCCAUUUCUGCCUCAUAUGGUCAACGGGGAUAGUGGACAACAGGUAAUAUUGGUCCAAGUUAAUCCAGGUGAGGCAUUCACAAUCAGAACAGAUGAUGGUCACAUUCAGUGUAUUCCAGGUCCUGCUCAUGUUCCCAUGAUGUCACCAAAUGGCUCCAUGCCUCCAAUUUAUGUGCCCCCUGGUUAUGUUUCACAGGUCAUAGAAGAAAGUGGUGUUCGAAGGGUUAUUGUGUUGCCGCAUUCAGCAGAGUUCCAUCCCAGUAACCAUCCUAGUAUGCAUACCUCGCCAUCUCAUAUGCCGCAAUACAUGCACCAUCACCCUGCUUUGAUACCCCAUCCUCAAGUUUACGCGGGAGUAACGGGAAUGGGGGAUAUUCCGCCGUUCAUUCCUCAGCAAAGUCCACCAUCCCAUGUUUUUGCAGAUCAAGAAUCCUGCACACAACUUGGAAGGUCAAACUUCAAUCAGAGAGAUGAAAGGACUGCUAAAGCACAUGAACGUUUGCAAAAAAGACUUAAGGAAAGACAAAUAGGGGGACAGAAAGACAAAUCUAGCAGCCCCCCAUCAUCUCCACAUAAAAAUCAUCCAAAUUCAUCCACAGUUGCACAAAAUGGACAUGGAAAGGGACAAUCAACACGUGGUGUCAGAGGCAUUGCAACAGAGCCUCUUAAAACAAAUCCUGAAACAGCAGGAAGCAGCCCACAAGACAGUGAAGAAGCUGGAGAUUUGGAUUUGGAAUCAAAGUUUAUACAAGAUCUUCUUUCCAAUAUUGUUAGCCCUGUGGUAUCUGAAAUUAAAGGGAAAUCAGUUGUCUUGUCUUGGACUCCACCCUCCAGUUCAGUGGAUUUGGAUGAUAAUGUUGAUCAGUUACAAGUAGAUUGCACAUAUGAAGUUUCAAUAUCAAACACUGGCACAAGUGAGAAAUUCAAAGUGAUUUAUAUUGGUGAAGAAACAACAGUCACAAUAUCUGAACUGCGACCUGCCACAGAAUAUCAUGUUAGAGUUUCAGCAAUGUGUAACUCAGUAAAAGGAUCUGCUUCAGAACCGACAAGCUUUACCACUGCAAUUAUUGAACCUGAUUGUCCAGCUCCACCAAAACUAACUAGUAGAACAAAAAAUAGUCUGAGCUUGCAAUGGAAGGCGCCCAAUGAUGGAGGUUCUAAAAUCUCCAAUUACUUAUUGGAAUGGGAUGAGGGAAUGCAUAACUUUUUUAAGGACUGUUACCAUGGACCUCAGAAGCUGUACAAGCUGACUAAAUUGUCAUCAUCUGUGGGAUAUACUUUCAGACUUGCUGCUAAAAAUGCUAUUGGAUUAAGUGAAUUCAGUGAAACAGUACGAUAUUACACAGUGGGAAGUGUUCCUGCUGCCCCAGCAUCUCCUCGGCUCAUUCACGCAGGUGUCACUUGGAUUUCACUGGAAUGGAGUCGACCUGGUGGUGUUUCAGAUGAUGAAUCCGUUACAUAUAUCCUGGAGAUGGAAGAUGAAAGUUCAGGUUAUGGAUAUAUAGUAAAGUACAAUGGAGAUGAGCUUGCUUGCACUUUAAAAUAUCUUAAACGGAAUACCUCCUACAAUUGCAGGAUCUUUGCCUGUAAUAGUGAAGGCAAAAGUAACCCAAGUGAAGUUGUCAAAUAUUGCACGUGCCCCAGUAGACCUGGACCACCCAGUAAACCAAGUGUAAAGGGAAAAGUUCAUGCACACAGUUUCAAGGUUGUAUGGGACCCACCAAAAGAUAACGGAGGGUCAGAAAUCACUAAGUAUGUACUGGAGCUCUCUGGACUGAAUGAAAAUGAAUGGGAUAUGGUAUACAGUGGAGCAAUCAGAGAGCAUGUCUGUGACCAUCUAAAUCCAGGCGUACAAUACAAAGUAAGGGUUUACUGCAUUAAUGCUGGAGGACAAAGCCAGGCAUCUGACAUACUGACUGUGCAAUCUGCUGCAGUUCCUCCUGGACCCUGUAGCAGUGUUCAGCAGUCUGGUAAAUCUAAAGCAAAAGAAGUGUCUAUACGAUGGGUGCCACCUUCUGUUAAUGGUGGCUCUGCAGUCACAGAAUAUGCUGUGGAAAUUGGAGAGCUGGGAUCAAGUGAUCGGAGAUCUGUCUACCACGGUGCAGAACUGGAGUGUACAGUAGGUGGUCUUCUGCCAGGAAAGAUGUACAGUUUUUGGGUGAAGGCUGCAAACAGAGUUGGGUAUGGUCCAUAUUCAGAGAGGACUGAUAUCUACACAGCAACAGCCCCACCUGAUCAAUGCAGCAUACCUAUGGCUGUGUGUAAAACAGCCACCUGUGUGCAACUGAAUUGGGAGUGCCCUCCCUCCAACGGCUCUGAAGUCACAGAGUUCAGGUUAGAGUUUGGAGGUGUGGAAGACUGCAUGCAAGUUAUUUACAGUGGUCCUGCACAAAGUUAUGAAGUGAAAGGUCUUAAACCUGCUACAGCAUACUACUGCAGGGUUCAGGCUGUGAAUGCUGCAGGCGCUGGGUACUACAGUGACACCAUCAUAUGUAUGACACCUGCCUCAGUACCGGCUGCAGUGAGUGUACUGCAAGUGAUUGAUCUGGACCAGCUUGAAAUUGCCCCUCAGUCGCCAUCCACUUGCCUUGCAAUUCAGUGGGAAGAACCAUGCUGCCAUGGAUCGGAAAUCACUGGUUACAACCUAGAAUAUGGAGGUAAACAGAUCGUAGCUGUUAGCACAACCACAAGUGCCAUUAUUGAAGAUCUUCAACCAGAUACAACCUACAGGAUCCGUGUGCAGGCUAUCAAUAGUAUUGGAGCAGGCCCUUUCAGUCAUUCCAUUAAAACCAAAACAAAACCAUUACCUCCUGACCCACCUCGCCUUGAGUGUACUGUAUUCAGCCACCAGAGCCUUAAACUAAAGUGGGGAGAUGGGCUCAACAAAGCUUUGACCACUGAACCAACACAAUACACCUUGCAAAUGGAGGACAAACUUGGCAGGUUCAUUUCUAUCUAUAGUGGAGCUUGUCAUACAUAUAAAAUCCAAAGAUUGAAUGAAUCAUCAGCUUACAACUUCAAAAUUCAAGCAAUUAAUGAUGGUGGAGAAGGUCCAUUUUCUGAAGUGUACACUUUUGUCACAACCAGAUGUCCUCCUCCUGUACUUAAAGCUCCCAAGGUACAAAUAGUGGAAGACCAUACUUGUGAAGUAACAUGGGAAGCACUACAACCAAUAAAAGGGGAUACAAUUAUUUAUACUCUUCAACUUAUUACUGGGAGAGAUACUGAGCAGGUGUACAAGGGUCCCAUGUCUUCAUUUUGCCUUGCCAAUGUUCAGACAAACUGUGAAUACAAGUUCAGGGUCUGUGCUGGUCGCCAAUACCAAGAUGCCAUUGGAACACAAGAGCUAUGUGGGCCUUACAGUCCUACUGUAUCAUUCUCAUCUCAGAAAGAAGAACCAACCUCAAAUCAAUCUGAAACUACAACUGAGCUUACAAAGCUUCACAAGAAAAUGCUAAGUGAUGAACAUUUUGCUGCCCUGAUUGUUAUAGGAUUUGCAAUACUUUCCAUUUUGUUUGCUUUCAUCAUUCAGUACUUUGUAAUUAAGUAGCAAUUGAAAAAGACACAAAUGGCUGUGAUUGGCUCAUUUUAGAUCAAUGACUCCGGCUUUCUUCUCUUAGUUCAUUGUUGAAAUGAUAGAUGGGAAUGAUUUUUAGAUGGAAUACAGUAAUUACUGCUGCUCCCAGAAUCUUGAGUUUGUAUUAAUCGAACUCUUCAGUGCACACAAAACUAUAAUUCCCAUAAAGAGACCCUUCCGAAGCUUCCAAAUUCAGCGACAGUUGUCCUCUUAGCAUUUUAUUCCAUCACGCCAGUGGAGUUAAGGACAAAUGUUUUGAAUAAAGGCCUUUCUGAAGGCUGUUGUGGUAGAUACAAACAUAGCAGACAUGUAUUAAGACAAUUAAUGUUUUGUACAGUCUGAACAGAGAUGUAUUAAUUUUGACUUCAGGUGCCCCACAAACUAGUUUAGUGGCAGAUUUCAUUGCAAAGAAAUAAAGCAUAACCACUGGUUGUAAAUAAAAUGUAUAUUCAAACAAAAAUUUGGCGAAAAACUUCUGAUUACAUUUCAUUUGGGGAAAAAAAAUGGCUCCUUGAAUUGCAUGACCUCCAGAUUGAAACCCCAGAUUUAUAUUUUUUCUCUCAGUCCAUGAAGGUAAUGAGUACCACCAUGUUUCCAGCAAAGUGCAUCACUUUGUGGAAAAGCAGAAAGUUAAAAAAAUGUCUCUGAUUGUAACAAUGUAACUAUUGCUGAUCCUAAAGUUUAAACGAAUGAACUUUUAAUUUGUCUUGUUCUGUGAUAUUCCUUCCCCCCAUAACAAAAUGUACGUAAAUAUGGCGAAUUGAAAAUGGCAGAUUCCCCCUUAAGAGAGACAAGGAGAGAAGUAUGGCCUUGGGUAUUGUGAAUCUCAAAACUUAUAAUACUGUUUUUAUAAUUAUAAUAUGUUGCUGAACUUAAUGUUCGAAGUGUUUCUUUAUCCAUUUUCAUAUACAGUGGAUUCCAGUUAAUUGGGACACAUGGAGACCAGUACAUUUUGGCCCAACUAAAUGGCUGUCCCAAUUAGCCGAAAUUUUAUGGAUAUAGCUUAAUGACAAGCUACCGUUUAACUGAGUAACAAUUAAUGUAUUUAAAUGAAAUACAGAAUAAAUUAGAACACUACCUAAUCUAGUGCAAUUCUAUAAAACUCUGUAUUAAUUCCUAAUAAUUAUCAGCAAUAAUCAGACUGCUUUCAAACAAUGCUGUAGACAAUCGCAUCUUCCAAAUCUUGAUUUUCACUGCCACAUUAAAGAUAAUUGUCGACAUCUUCAAACGCUUUGUAGUUCCUGACUUUUUGAAGUAGUGAACUGGUUUCAUUUUCACUCCAGGCCUUUUCUGGCAUCUCUAAGCCUGAAUACUUGGAAUGCAGUGAGAAAGGCAGUACUGAGUUGUCUUACUGCUUAUUACUUGCCAACUAGCUGAAACAAAACUCAUACUUUUUGGACAUAAGCACACUGGAUUUUUCAAAAGUCUUUGCACUAAGCAUAGUGUAGAGUCUAACAACCACACGACAUGCACAUGACUGACGCUAGUUAGAAGCUGUUCAGCAACAGUCUCCUGUACCAAUUAAGUGGCAUAGUGUCCCAAAUAAACAAAGGGAAUCUUUCUUGAUUUUGUUUUUUAAGAGUUGUCCCAAAUAAGCAGCAGUCCCAAUUAAACAAUGGGCCAAUUAAUUGGACUCCACUGUAUUUAGUUAUCUUCAGAAUGACAUGAUUACAUUCCAUUACUUUUCCAUCAGAGAUGGCACCAUUUGGUUUUUAAUGCUUUGCAGUUGGAAGAGAUCUGUUUUUAAAUUUUUAUUUUCAAUGAACAUGGUACUUCAUGAAAAGUCAUUCUGUGCUCAAAGUGACAUGUCCCAGGGAUUUCAUUUAUUGUGCAAUUCUGGAAUUUACUCUCUGAAUAUAUAUGCAUAUCUUCCAGUUUAUAUUUUAUUUAUUGUAAUUAAGAGUCCAGAAAAUUCACUGAAUGUAUUGUUUAUCAUAUUAACUUGAGUUUUUAAUAUAGUGGAGGUUGUGCAUUUUCCCUGUUAAUGAAAAUAUUUCCAUAUUAAGAUGACGUUGAAAUGACAUGUUUAAGUCUUAAUUACCCCAAGGAACAGUUUGCAUGGCAUUCCAAGAUCAACUUUUGUUUUCGGUUCCAGUUUUUUAAAUUCCCUAAAAGAACUUCAGCAUGCAGUUAAACUAAAUAUCAGCAAUAGAAUAUUUUGUUGAAUUUUUGCCAAAGUUUUUUUUUAAUUUCAACAAAUUUAAGUCACUAUGGCGGUAAUAGGCUGAUUUAUAGUGGUAAUCUUUUCUAGAUUUGGGCUUUGUAAACUGGAGUAUUUUCAUGAAACAUAUGGUGCCCAAAUAUGGAUAUUAGGUAUAAUAAGUAGGUGUUGUAUAAAUACUUAAAGUAACAGUGAGAUGGUUUACUCACUACAAUAUAUUGUACAGGUUUAGUAGAAUUUGUUGCAUAGUUUUUAAUAUGAAAUGUACAUUCCAAAUAUAACUUGGAUUGCAUUAAUGUACUAAAUACUGCUUUUAACUUUGUAUUGUAUUAGAUGGAAUCAUUCACAGGUUCAUAUGAAAGUCGUCAUUCCUAUGUAUAACUAAACUGUAACUAUCAAAUAGAUAAUAUAUUUAAUAACUGCUAAUAAAAUGUAAAUUAAUUCCAUAAAAUGUAAGAAGUUUGUACAUGUAUAUUUAAUUUCAGGCACAGGCAAAUGUUUAGCUAUAGGUGUUGAUAUUCUCUUGCAAAAGUACACUUGAAAGCAAAUUGGGCUUUCAAUAAGAGUAGAUCUAUUUAUUUUUUUAUAAUACGUCAAAGCCCUUUUAAGAAAUUGUUCUUAAAUAUGGUUUAGAAUGAACCUGAUCUAAUUUACUUAAUGAAAUGAAAAAUAAUUAUAUAUAGUAUAUUCAAAAAUAUCUUUGAUAUAAUUAGUUAUAUGAAAAAUUCAUGUUUUGCAUACAGUGUUUAUCUGUAAUGUGUAGGAUAGUUUACAGAACUUACAAGCAGGAAACCACAGAUAUUUAUAAACUGCGGUACUUAAAUAAUUUGGCUCUUUGGAAGGAAGUUGUCUACUCUUUGGGUUAGGAUAAAUAACUACAAUGAAUCUUAAUUCAUGCAUCUGGCAAAAAUCUAAGUUCUUAUAUAUUUUUCAAAGGAAAAUGAAACAAAUGGAAUAUUGGAGCAGAGUUUAUAAUUUCCUGUUGGGAUUUUAAAUCUCUAAAUGGAAAUCGAAGUCUUGGAAAUUAUUUGUUUUCAGAUGAGAUUAAGUUGUUUUGUUUCAAAUUGCUGAACAUGUAUUAGAAUUUUAUAUGCUUUGUUUCUAAGUAAAAUGCAAUGAAUAAAGCUAUGCUGAGCACCCCUAUUCAG
This is a messenger RNA of Hypanus sabinus (Atlantic stingray), 7363 nucleotides long. RefSeq names its product fibronectin type-III domain-containing protein 3A-like. NCBI's taxonomy places the organism in Eukaryota, Metazoa, Chordata, Chondrichthyes, Myliobatiformes, Dasyatidae. The coding region runs from base 416 to 4027 and encodes 1203 amino acids. The transcript has 27 exons. Gene Ontology annotation, molecular function: protein binding. The record is from RefSeq and is a predicted model, not a curated record.